Molecule: messenger RNA, 1617 nt
Organism: Peniophora sp. CBMAI 1063
Lineage: Eukaryota; Fungi; Basidiomycota; Agaricomycetes; Russulales; Peniophoraceae
Source: the annotation of a GenBank genome assembly
AUGGUCCCACCUAACGAUUCCGCUAUGUUCGACGCAAUACGUGCUCUGUUCAUAUCGGGCAAUCGGCCUGUGAACGAGUUCUACCAGAAAGCCUGGGGCAGAGCUUGGCCGACUGUCUACAAGAUGCUAUACAAGCCGGACGGUAUCAAAACUCCUGAGCGCGAUAUUCAGAUUCAUGAUGACCGCGACGGCGAGAUUGAUAUUUUCCCACGCUACGACUAUGUCUGCUUUGAGGAUAUGCAUCUGAUCAAGAACGCUCUGCUGCUCCCUGGGGUGGUUUCGGCGCAGCCUAGUGCUCUCGUCGGUCUUGAGGGCUACGACACACUGGUUCACCUUCUGGAGAGAAGGCACGCCAAAGGACUGAAUGGAUUUGUUGUAACUGGGCAGCCAGGGAUAGGAAAAGGGACCUUCCUUCUUUACCUUCUCCUCUACCGCCUCGCAAAGCGCCAGCCGACGGCGAUUCAGCAUCAUGCGAGAUACUAUAUCCUGUUUGACCAUGAAGGCUGGGCAGUGCGCCCGACUGGACAACUUGAUGAUCGGCUGCAAGCUUGCUGGGCAUUGACGGAUAGCGAUCUAGCUGGCGAGCAGCCCUGCGAGGUUUUUCGGCUCCUUUCCCCGUGUGUCGUUCAAGUGACGGGUCCAACGCCUGAGAUAUGGAAGUCGUGGACGAAGAUGAAGGAGACUACUGAGACACUCGUCAUGAGCCUCCCAACCGAGGCAGAGAUCGUCGCUGUGGUGAAAGAGCACAACCUCGCAUCAUCUGAAUGUCAAAUCUCGGCCAUGGUGCGGAAAUGGGGCCCCUCUCUGCGGCUGGCUCUUGACUUCGCUCGACGUCUCGAGAAUGCUUCCCUCGCUGAUGUUGAAUGGGCGUUCGAACGGAGGGCGAUGAACGCUGCGCGCAUAGUCUACGGAGACACAAGACCCACACAAGCGCUGUCCUGUACUCUAUCCGAACUCUGUGAUGAUUACGCGCCCUUUCUCUUCAUCUGUCCUAUGGCAGCCACGAAGUUACAGCAGUGGGUCUACUCUAUGCCAACUGAACAUCUACGGACGCUGUUCGUGUAUGCGGGCGCCACUGCCUCAAAGGAGCAGAUACUUCGUCUGUCUGUGGCUCUCCGCGCGCCUCAGUUUGCAAGAUCUUUAUCUGAUCGGAAGCUGGAGUAUCGGACGCAUGAACGGCUUUGCUCCGGAAGCGAUGUACUUCACCUUUUCAACGGGCAACGAAGGCGAGAAGUGCAUCCUGCGUUCGAACUACUAUUUCCAAAACUCCCUGGCGACCUCGACGACCCGGACCAUCCAAUAUAUGCAGACGCUUUCGGGCCGUUCUACUGGAUUCCCAUUGUUCAUGAGUUGGAGGGAGUACAUGGUGUCCUCGGAGACGACUCGGGCAACGUUUACGCCUUGCAUAUCGACAUCAAAGGGGAGCAAGCCGACCCUAUGAACGGGUUGUCACAGCUAUGGGACUGCGCCGGCGACUAUCUCCGGGAGCGAAGAGCCUGGAACCUGGUCUUCGUCGUUCACGAAGGAAUGGAGGGAAAUGAAUUGCCGGAGCUGUAUCCGGGCGGUCUCGAGUUGAACAGCGGGAAGCAUGUUGAUGUUUGGGCGGCUGCUAUUUGA